GUUCGCCCCCUUCCCCGAGCUGCAGGGGGUGGGUCUGUCCGAGCCGCCAGAGGGUAGAGGUGCUCGCGCCUGUCACCCGCUGGAUAGUCUUCUGUGGCCUUUUCUGUUCUGGGAGAGUCGGGGGAGACGGGAGACUGGCGACCGGGGCGGGUUCACGACUUGUCUUCCUCUUACUUUGCCCUGAGAGGGCUGCUGGGUUGGCCCGAGCUUCCUUCCCUCUAGGAUCCCGGCCCGUGCCCGUGGCGGUCAGCCUUUCUGUAGUGUGUGGCAAACAUCCACUCGACCCUGUGCACGCUGGGGGCCGAGGGUACAGGCUGAACGUAGUUGCACGUUAUCAGCGCUAGGAAGGAAACGAGCUUGGUGCCGUGGUGGAGGAUAGGGGAGUCUGAAGGGGUCUCUAAGCUGAUACCUAAAGCGUAAGAGGCAACUCUGAAAUCUGGAAGCCCAGGGAAAACUACUUUAAGCAGAGGCAGUAACUUGGGCUAAGUCCCUGCGGUGGCAGCUAGAGAAAGGGGACCAAUGUGAGCUCGGAGUGCAGCGAUACAAGAUAAAGUUAGAGGGGUAGCGUGGCCGCGGUUCUGUAAGGCUUUAAAGGCCGUGAUGAGUGGUUGAGAUUCGAUUUCUAUACAGUGGGGAAACCCGUUUCUGUUCUCAUUUGCAGAAAACAUUGGAGGCUUGUAAGGAAGAAACCUGGUUGACCCAGGUUCUCUUUAGGAAUUGUCUACAAUUUCGAUUAUUAUUGAGUAUAUCAUUGAAAAGUAUUGGUGUUUUCCAUUAGGUGGGUGGUAGUGGAGGUGGAAGUUGACGAGUUGGAAGUAUUUUUAAAAGCGGUGUCAAAAGAAUUUAUGGAAGGAUUGAACAUAGCAAACCAGGGAGAGCAAAAUGUCAAGGGUAACUCUUAGGUUCUCCUGAGAUGAUGUGUGGCUGGCUGAGAUGGCAAAAAUAGGGUGGGGUGGAUUAGAUGAGGAUGUUUUUCUUUGGGGGUGUUUUGCAGUGGAGUUAUAGUUGAAGAAUUUAUUUUGGACUUAUUAAGGCUGAAGUGCCUGUAAGACACGUAAACCAAGGUGUCAGGGAGGCAGUUAGAUACACAAGUCUGGAACCCAAGGAGCAGUUCUGAGUGGGAAGUAAUUUGGGAGUUCUCAGCAUAGAAAGCCAUGGGAUUGGAUGAGAUCACUUAGGGAGGAACGUGGAGAGAGAGGGGGACACUUGAGAAAUACCACUAUUUGGAGGUUGCAUAUUGAAGGUUUACCUCUUUCAUAGUUCCGUGCUAAGCUUGUUGAGAGGGUGGGAUCAGUCACUUGCCCUUCUGGGAAAAUCUUUGCUGUUUCAUUCCACAAGGCAAAAUUGGCCUCUUAGCUCUGUGGCUUUUUGAACGCUUUAUAUGUGAUUCAGUUGUAACAGUUAUGUUGUGUUUUAUUAUUUUUUUUUUAAAAAAACCUUUUAAUGUUUUACUUAUUUUUGAGAGAGAGAGUGUGUGAGCAGGGGAGGGGCAGAGAUAGAGGGAGACACAGAAUCCCAAGCAAGCUCCAGGCUCUGAGCUGCCAGCCCUGAGCCCGACGUGGGGCUCAAACCCACGAACCCACAAGAUCAUGACCUGAGCUGAAGUCGGAUGCUUAACCAACUGAGCCACCCAGGCGCCCCGAUUAUGUUGUGUUUUAAUUUUGUUUGCUUCUACUCCACCACUUUGAAUUUCUUUUUCAUCUAUUUUAUUCAACGCAGUAGUUUUCUAGCACAGAGUGUAUAGGUAUGCAGUAUGUUUCAAGUCCAAGGUGUGAAAUUGUAAGAAGGCCAUCAAAAUGUGCCAGAAAGAUUAAGAAUGAGAAUCAUUUGGGAAAGAAGGUAGGCGUGUGGAGAAGAAAUAAUAAAUUCAUUUAAGGACAUAUGGGUGGCUCAUUCAGUUAAGCGUCCAACUCUUGAGUUUUGGCUCAGGUCGUAACCCCCCUGUUCGUGAGUUUGAGACCUGUGUUGGGCCCUGCGCUGACUGCCCUGAGCGUGCUUAGGAUUUUCUCUCCCCCUUUCUCUAUCCCUCCCGUGCUUGCUCUUUCUCUUGUGCGAGUGCGUGCUCUCUCUCUCUCUCUCUCUCUCUUGCUCUCCCUCUCUCUCAAAAAUGAAUAAACCAAAAAAAAAAAAAAGUUGUCAUUUAAGCUGGAUUUGAAGGGUGGGUAGGGUUAAUAUUUGAUAGAAUGGCUUUAAAGUUUGAAGACAUUUGGCUUGGGUGUGUUGUUUGUGAUGAGGGUAUGUUAAGACUAAAUUUUGGAUGACGGUUUGAAGUAUUUCGUGUUGUCAGUUAGGAAACUUUUGAAGCUGUUGGAGCAGCGAGGUGGUACGAAAUUGGUGACUUUGUAGAUCAGGCAGCGGAGAGUGGAUCACAGCAGCUGGGAUCCAACAGCAAAAACCAAGGUGAGCAAGAGAUACAGAGCCUGAAUGGGGAAUAGCAGAAGGGGAAAAAGAGGAGACAGUUCCGAAAGCCAAAGAAAGGUGCUGAUUAGAUGUGAUGGUACAGGCUCCCCAAGCAAAUGCAUCCUGCCAAGUGAAAGAAGUAAGACCCAAAAGGCUAUCUACAUGCAGCUUGACUUUGUUUAUACGACCUGUUUGAAAAGAGGUGCAACCAGAGGGACGGAAAACAGAUCAGUGAUUGCCACGAGAGCCAGGAGGGGACGAUGGCAGAGGGGCUCCCCUGGGGACUUUCUGGAGUUAAAACAGUACCCUAAUGCACUUUGGGGGAGGAGACAGGACUCUGCAUUUGUCAGAAUCAGCGCCCUCCACCAAAGAGUGAGCUUGACUGCGGGUGCAAGAAAGUCAGCCGUCGUGUCUGGAAAUGGAAUGCAGACCGCGAAAACUAAAUCUAACUUGUACAAACCUAUAAAAUGACCUCACUGAAGGGAGUGGUGGGGGAAGUUGACCUAAGUAAUUUUGAAAAACAGUACUGUAAAUGGAUACUGUUGGGGGUGGGGGGGAAGAAAGUUGUCAAUAAACUGUGGUGGAGUUGGGAAGUUCGUUUCCCAUGGGCAUACGGUGUGGCAUUCUGAAACUACAUGUGCUACGCAGAUCACUGGUGGCAAGUUUCUCCCUGUCAAGAGAAAAAAGUGACAAGGCAAGAGGGGAAGACCAGAAUGAACCCUGUGGCGCUUGAUUAGAGUUGGAGACGUUAGUGCGAACUUACUUACCAGAUAGACAAAGAAAUGCAGGCUCCCGCGUCCACAGACGCUGGUAUAUGGACCUGGGUAUCACCAGCCCCGUCUGGUGCAAAGCCCUAGAAGCAGUGACGUCAAGUGCGCCUCGCGCUCAGAUCCUGCCAUUCUCAAUAAAAGGAACCAGGGUUCCUCGGAGAAGUGGCUGGUUUCAGGGCCAGUGCAGGGAAGUUGCAGGAUGAACUUGGCACAAGUGCCAGGAGGUAAGGGCGUGGGAAACCAACGGGAUGGGUCACGUCGCAAAGACCGAAGCAGCCUCUGAGAUUUCCCGCUGGCCACAGCUGGCGCAGUUUGAGCAACGAAGCAACAACUAUAGGAUUGGGUUCGAACCCAAGGAGUAAAAUGCGUGCGAGGCCAUCUUGAUGUAAAUACGUGAUUAAAUAAGUAAAUGAAGAAGGGACACACUUCUCCCUGCAGAAGAAUUAAAAAUAUCAUUGGUAGACGUAAUGCCAGUCAGUACCACUGUGACCUGAUGAGAAGGGCACUUAGCUCUGUGAUACUCUUCAGAAAGAUCCACACCAGUCCGAUCACCAGCAAAUUUCAGGCAAACCCCAAAGGAGAGUAUUGUGCACAGUGACCAGUACUGUUGAGUAGCAUCUCGGUCAUGAGAAAGAAGAGCGAGACACUGUCACAGGUUGGUGGAAACUAAGGAGACCUGAUGACUAACUACCGUGGAUCCUGGUCCGGAAGGAUGGGCAGAAUCCGGAGUUAAUAGUAUUGUGCUGAUCCUCUCUCAGUUUUGACAAAGCGCUGUGAACUGCUACGAUGGAAGUUAAAGGAAAAAAAAAAAUCACAGGAAAAGAUGUGAAGACCUCACAAGAAAAAAACAUACUUCAUAAAAACAGUGAUUCUGGUUCGUCAAAGACCUUUCCAAGAAAAGUUGUCAAGGAAGGUGGACCUAAAAUCACACCUAAGAACUUCGAGAAAUGUGCCACAAAACCCGGGAAAAAAGGUGUAAAGCAGUUCAAAAAUAAGCAGCAAGGGGAUAAAAUACCAAAGAACAAAUUCCAGCAGGCAAAUAAAUUCAACAGGAAGAGAAAAUUCCAGGCGGAUGGUAAAAGUGAUGAAUCAGCGUCCAAGAAACCGAAGUGGGAUGACUUCAAAAAGAAGAAGAAGGAACUGAAACACAGCAGACAACUCAGUGAUAAAACCAACUAUGACAUCGUUGUUCGUGCGAAGCAGAUUUGGGAGACCUUACGACGAAAAGACUGUGACAAAGAAAAGAGAGUCAAGUUGAUGGGUGAUUUGCAGAAGCUGAUUCAAGGGAAGAUUAAAACAAUGGCAUUUGCUCAUGACUCUACUCGUGUGAUCCAGUGUUACAUUCAGUAUGGUAACGAAGAACAGCGAAAACAGGCUUUUGAGGAGCUGCGAGAUGAUUUUGUCCAAUUGAGUAAAGCUAAGUAUUCCAGAAAUAUUGUUAAGAAAUUUCUCAUGUACGGGAGUAAGCCGCAGAUUGCAGAGAUCGUGAGAAGUUUCAAAGGGCACGUGAGGAAGAUGCUGCGGCACGCGGAGGCAUCCUCCAUCGUGGAGUAUGCGUACAAUGACAGGGCCGUCUUGGAGCAGAGGAACAUGCUGACGGAGGAGCUCUACGGGAACACGUUUCAGCUCUACAAGUCUACGGAUCACCCAACUCUGGACAAAGUAUUAGAGGUACAGCCCGAAAAGCUAGAGCUUAUCAUGGAUGAAAUGAAGCAGAUUCUAACUCCAAUGGCCCAAAAGGAAGCUGUGAUUAAGCACUCAUUGGUGCAUAAAGUAUUCUUGGACUUCUUUACCUACGCACCUGCCAAGCUAAGAUCAGAAAUGAUCGAAGCCAUCCGCGAGGCGGUAAUAUACCUGGCACACACACACGAUGGCGCCAGAGUGGCCAUGCACUGCCUGUGGCACGGCACGCCCAAGGACAGGAAAGUGAUUGUGAAAACAAUGAAGACUUACGUUGAAAAGGUGGCUAAUGGCCAGUACUCCCAUUUGGUCUUAUUGGCGGCAUUUGAUUGUAUUGAUGAUACCAAGCUUGUGAAGCAGAUAAUCAUAUCAGAAAUUAUUAGUUCCUUGCCUAACAUAAUAAAUGACAAAUACGGAAGGAAGGUCCUCUUGUAUUUACUGAGCCCCAGAGAUCCUGCACACACAGUGCGGGAAAUUAUUGAGGUUCUGCAGAGAGGAGAUGGGAACGCACACAGUAAGAAGGACACCGCCAUCCGCCGGCGAGAGCUCCUGGAGGCCGUCUCUCCGGCUUUGUUAAGCUACCUGCAAGGACACGCCCGCGAAGUGGUGCUGGAUAAGUCUGCGUGCGUGUUGGUGCCCGGCAUUCUGGGAGCUGCCACGGGAGACCUCCAGCCCGCCAUGAGCGCCAUCGCCGGCUUGGCGGCCGCAGAGUUGCACCCGGGCGGCCAGGACGGAGAGCUUCACGUCGCAGAGCAUCCUGCGGGACAUCUCGUUCUGAAGUGGUUAAUAGAACAAGAUAAGAAGAUGAAGGAAAGCGGAAGAGGAGGUUGUUUCGCAAAAACACUUGUCGAGCAUGUUGGUGUGAAGAACCUGAGGUCCUGGGCCAGUGUAAACCGAGGUGCCAUUAUUCUUGCUAGCCUUCUCCAGAGCUCCGAUCAAGAAGUUGCAAACAAAGUCAAGGCUGGACUCAAAGGCCUCAUUCCCACAUUGGAGAAAAACAAAAAUGCCAGCAAAGGAAUAGAAACGCUGCUUGAAAAACUGGCCGCAUAGUGGAGAUAGUUAAGAAUAAGAUGGAAUCUUCUUUCCUGUUCUCUUUUCCCAGAGUGGGAAAGAAGGGCCAGGGGCCGCCUUCCUGGGAGUCUGGGUGCUCUGUAUAUGUGCUUCUUGUUUGUAUAAGAGUCUAUUUAUAAAACAGUUUUCUAAAAA
Messenger RNA from Panthera uncia (snow leopard), 6056 nucleotides. RefSeq names its product pumilio RNA binding family member 3 (gene PUM3). Gene Ontology annotation, cellular component: nucleolus. Gene Ontology annotation, biological process: regulation of translation. Bases 3957 to 5900 code for a protein of 647 amino acids. The record is from RefSeq and is a predicted model, not a curated record. Lineage: Eukaryota; Metazoa; Chordata; Mammalia; Carnivora; Felidae. The transcript has 18 exons. Gene Ontology annotation, molecular function: mRNA binding.